This is a messenger RNA of Neospora caninum, 4935 nucleotides long. RefSeq lists its product as hypothetical. The coding region runs from base 1 to 4935 and encodes 1644 amino acids. The record is from RefSeq and is a predicted model, not a curated record. NCBI's taxonomy places the organism in Eukaryota, Apicomplexa, Conoidasida, Eucoccidiorida, Sarcocystidae. The transcript is spliced from 7 exons.
AUGCACCAGCUGGGCGCCGCCGUUUCCCCAUUCAACGCCUCGCAACAACCGGAUCGAGGCGGGACAGACGGACACCCCGCAGAGGCAGAAGAAGAACGCGGCGGGGCAGGAGACCGCGCGCUGCCCUACGGGUACGCGACACUCGACCAGCUCCAGGGCCGCUGGGUGAGGCUGGCGUUGAAGAGUGUCUUGACCCGAACUCGCAAGCGGCGCAAAUCGGAGUCUGCCUCGCCUUUUUCGUCCGUCCCGUUUUCCUCCGUCCCUGACGCAGAUGCCACUGACGCGUGUCAGGGCGCACAAAAUGGAACCGAUCGCUCGCCGCCGCGUCUCACGCUCCUUUCAGACGCCUCGCUCUCAAAUCUCGCCUUCUUGAAGGCGCCGAGGGGAGACGAAACGCUCGACACGAAGCCUGAGACGGAAAGUGAGGAGGCCCGCGCGGAUCUGCAGUUCGAGGAAGAGUCAGAAAGAAGAGAAGGCCGAGACAAGGAACACCGAAGCGCCACCGGAGAGAUGCAAGAAGCCGCGGGCGGCGAAAGCGACUGGAAAGGGACAGAAAAAAGCGGCAGAGGGGGCGAAGAGGGGGGAGCGGAGAACGCGAGUGAAGGGUGUGCACGGACCGCAUGGCCUGGGGUUUACGUACACCCGAAAUGCGUGAGAACCGUGGAGAAACUGGAGCGGCUUUUGCCGCGCAUGGCGGCGCACGACGUCUGCCUUUGUCUUCGAUAUUUAGCUGACGCCGAACUCCUUGAACAUCCCGUCAGUCUGGGGUGUAUCUACACCUUGCGACAGAAAGCCGAGGAGCUGUCGGCUCGCGAGAUCGGCGUCCUCUGCGGCAUUUUGAAUAAGCCCUUUUUUCGACGGGUCUCCGCAUUGCUCGACAGGGAGAGACGUCUUUCGAGACACGCGCGAGAGAACGAGUCGCCGCUCCACGCGGCGCCUCUUCCUUUCUGUUCCGGCCCUUCACACUCGUCUGAUUCGAGAGACACCCGAGGCGGCACACUCGCCUACACAACCUCGCAAGGCGACGCUGCGAUAAGCGGAGCGAAGAACGGGAGGGGAAAAGGGGAGAGAACGGAAGAGACGAAAGAGACGGAAGAGAAGGAAUCGUCAGGGGGAGGGGAGAGGACGUUGGAGAAGACGCUGCAUUGGCGGCGCGGGGAAGAAGAGGAAAGUUUGGGGGACAUGGUAGGAAAGAGGAGGACGGAGGAAAGCAGAGCCACAGAGACAGAGCGAAGGAGACAGCUGUUCGAACAGCUCGUCGAGGAGAAAGCGCAGACUUUGAAGAAGCUGACUCAGCUGGUCCGCGCAAAGUGCCACGACCUCCACCAUGCUGACGACUUCUGCACGGUUCUCUGGACCUUCCACGCUCACGGGCUGCUCACGCCUUCUCUCCUCGCCACGGUGCGCCGUCUCCUUCUCGAUCGCCUGCGAGAGCCGCGCGCGGCCCCAGGACGCUCGCCCUUUUCGCGCGGUUCGUGCGGGUCGGUUUCCCCCUUUCUGAAGUCCCUGCUGCCUCGCCAUGUGGCGGGCCUCGUCGCCCUUUUCCUCCGGACAGGGACGCUGGACCGGGAACUCUUCAGAGCGUUGUGGGGUGCGUGUCUCGGGGACAUUCCGCGCGCCUAUUUUCUGCCGCCACCUUUUUCUUCUGUGCCGCGUUGCGACUUGUCUUCGGGGGCGCCGCCGACGCCCGGCGAGGCUUCCGCCUGGCUGCUCAGCGAAGAAAUGGAAGAGACAGAGAAAGAGAAGCUGCGCACGAGAAAGGCGCGGGCCGUCGGUUUGUGGCUCGCGGCGCGUCUCCAAGGCAAGGAUCUUCUGCGGCUCACCGAGGGUCUCCACGCGGUUACGGGGCCGCCGCUGACGGACACCGGCAUAAAUGCAGGAGAGGGAAGCAGCGAGGAAACGUUCUGGAGAGAAGAAGAAAGCUGUCUCGCGAUGGCGCUGCAGGUCGCUUCGGCUCGGAAACAUGCGUCUCUCUCUGGAUCAGCCCUGUCGACGCUUCUCUUCCUCUUCGCCAUGCUAGCUAGCCAGCUUCCCGGGGUGUACGUACACCCGGACUUGGCGUUCCGGACCUCGACCCACUUCGCCUGGAAGACCCCGCAGUUCUCUGUUGCGGCUCAAGCACAGUUUCUUGCUGCUCUUCCAGCGCUUUCUUCUUCUCUUCCUCCGGAUCCGCUCCUCGUUUCUGCCCUGGCCUCGUCCCUCACCGCAUCGCUCCUCCCUCUCUCGGAGUCCUCCCCGGCUUCGGCCGGUCUUCUCCCUCUCCUCUCUCUCUUAUGGGUGGCCGUGGCCUCUGGCCUUGCUCUCUGUCAGCGUUCCUCAGCCUCUCACGCUGUCGCUGCGGCUGCCGAGCGCGUGCGCAAACGUCACUACCUCGACCUCCUGCGGCAUCUCCCGCCUUCUCUUCUCACAGGAUCAGCCGCCUCAGCUUCUUCGACACUCCCCCUCGCAGCCUCGCCGUCGCGUCUUGCCGCCUCUGCAACGCAUGCGGAGGGCGCCGACGCCACAGCGCUGGAGGCGUCAACGGCGAGAGUGAAGCGAUCGAUCCCAGCAGGCACGGACGGCGCGUCGCGGGGCCAAAUGGAGCAACGCGGCUCGAUCUACGUGGAGUUUCAGGGAGUGUCCACACCCGCAACUGUCACUCCGGUCUCUCCUGAGGACUCCCUCGCGCCUUUACAAACUCAUCCGUCGCACCCUUUUCAUGCGUGCGACUCUCCGCUUCAGUUUCUCGAUCCGCCGCCGAUGCCGUCGUCCUUUCUCCGUCACGCGCAAGCCGAGCAGCAUCUUCUCGCCUUGCGAGACACACUCGAGGUGGCUACUGAAGCCCUGACUCGCUCUGGGACCUCGCCCGUUUCCUCCUGGAACGGCCCUUUGGUGCCGGGUGAUGAUGCCAGAAAGAGCCAAAGCCUGCGCGAGAGGGGGCCCGCAAGUCUAUCCAAGGAAACCGAGCCUCUCUCGGUUCUUUCUCAAGUGGUUUUGUGGACGCAGAUCGCUGCUGCAUCGAGCAGCGCGCAGACCUCUGAGAAGCUUGUGCGCGGCUCCCUGGGGUGUCUCCGCCGGCUUCUGGGCGCGCCGGAGACUGUCGGGGCCCUCGCGGGUAGCUGCCGAGCCGCCGCGACCGCGGUCGUAGGGCUCAAGAGCCCUGAGAUACAGGUCGCCUGUGGGGUGCGUUCGCGGCUCCUGUGUCUCUCCGCGCUCUGGCAGAACUUCAGUGCGCUCAGGUACAGAGACUCUGGAGUGGUCUAUCCUCUGGUCGAGGCGGUUGACGCAGUUGCCGAGGCUGCGGGAGCCGCCCGACAGUUCACAGAGACGCUGGAUGUGUCUCCGUUUGCCAUCAAGGGGGCCGUACCUCGCUCCGCAGACGAGCACGUUUUCACCACCAUCUUCGUCGACAUCUUCCUGUCGGCAUGCGAACUCCAGGUCUUCGGUCUGCUAGCCGACUCAACCAGAAACCUGAUCUUCCAGAAGGCGCUACACAGUCUGCCUAAGCUCUCGCCCUCGUCGCUGCUUCUGCUGCUCCAAAGCGCUCUCCUCCUCGCUGCGGAGGCCGAGGCUCAGGCGUCCAGUCGGCGAUCGCCACAGAACCCUCGUGGCGCCCUACUCCCAGCUGGGCAGGGGCCGCAUGCGCUGCUCGCUGCCUUCUCAGGAGCCUCUCCUGUGGCGCUGCCAGCACGCCCAGGAGAUGUGGGAACCCUCGCCUUCGCUCCCGCGUCUCCUGUUCCUCUAGGUCGUCUAACCGCUGCCCAGGUAUAUGGACAUCUCCUCCCCUGCGUGGUCUACGAGGCUUCGAGGCGGUUCCAAGACGGGAUGUACAUACCCUCGGCGCAACACUUGCCUCUGCUUCUCCUCGCUAGGCGCUUUCUGCUCUCGCCCUACUUUUCUUCUCUGCUGUCCCGCCCAUCGCCCGGAAGGCCACACGAACAUGCCGAGGCAGCAGGCCCAGUGCUGGGCUUCUCAGGCCUCCCUCUCGUCUGGGGUGCGAGAGAGCGGCAGAGCGUCCGCGCCUUUUUCAAACACCUGGAGUGGCGAGAGGCAGCCUCCGCAGUGGAUGCAUGCGUCCAGAGCAACCGGCUGCCUUCUGCGCUUCCGCUCCUCUACUCCCCUUUCCCCGCCUUCUCGCCAGCUCUGCCCCGUUCCUACAGCAGCGCGUGUCACGCAUCCACGCCGUCAGAGCUGUCCCGGUCUGCGAACAAGGAUGAGCAGUCGGAGAAGAGCCUCUCAGAGACAGGCCACGUCGGCGACUGCUUGUGGGUAGCACACCCAGUCUGGUCUUGUCGCUGGGUGUCUGCGUUCGCCAACACAUUCGCGAUGACUGCCAGCACAUCGGUGAAGAACGGUCAAGACGGUGAGGCCCAAUCGAGGCAGCGAAGCUGCCAGGCUCCUGCUGCCGCCGAGAGGCUGCAGCGAGACUGCGAGGCUGACGCGGCGGUGGAGGACACUCCCCAGUUACCCAGAGAAGGCUCGGCUCGCGGGAGUGAGCAUGUGAGAGCUCGACUUAGGUAUGAGUGGACAGAAACGGAGGGAAAACGCGCGAAGCGUGCACCCGCGGUUACAGAGGACGAAGUGGACCUGGCACUCGCGAUUAACUCCGCGGUGUCAGGGAAGAGUCGAACAGCCGACCGGCGCUCGGAAGGAGACGGAAAGACAGCAAAUCGCUUUGUCGUCCUAUUAGCUGUUGACGCAGACGGUCAGCAGGGCGAGGUACUUGGACGUGGGUCGUUUUCGGGCGACCUGACAAAAGACCAAAGCUGUUUAGAAGUUCAGAAUACGCCGACAACGGCAGCUGUUCUCGUUCCCGACUCGUCGGCCAGGGGUUCCCAUGGACUGGCUGUAUACCUCGGACACUGCCUGCUUGAAGGCAUGCAGAUGGACGGCGUUGCGCGGUGGGACGACGGCCGCGAAUGGGGCAUUCUGUUUGACAAGGAAGAAUUUUGGUGA